UACAAGCAUCAAGUCUGCUAAUAAUACUAGAAGAUGGCAGUAGAAAAAGCUUUUAUUGUUUCACAUAAGGAACCAGAGCUCCUGGGACCAGCCAAACCUACGCCCCAAGAAACAAAGGAAUUAUCAGACAUAGAUGACCAAAAAGGUCUGAGGUUCCAUUUCUGCAUGAUUAUGUUCUAUAGGGCAAAUCCCAUCAUGAAAGCAAAGGACCCUGUGGAAACCAUUAGAGAUGCAGUAGCUAAAGCCCUUGUAUGGUACUACCCUCUUGCAGGUCGCCUCAUUCAAGGCGCUAAGGAUAAGUUCAUGGUGGAUUGUAGUGCUCAAGGGAUUUCGUUUAUCGAAGCAGAUUGCAAUUUCAGCUUGGAAGAUCUUGGUGAUGCUAUUAAACCGCCAUGUUUGUAUUCCAAAGAGUUUUUGUAUGAAGUGCCUGGAUCUGAUGAAAUGCUCGGUUGCCCCUUGAUGAUAGUUCAGGUUACGAGGUUGAUUUGUGGAGGAUUCGUGGUGGCUAUACGUGUAAACCAUGUUCUAACUGAUGGAUUAGGUUUAUCACAAUUUGUGAAAGCUGUGAGAGAAUUAGCUCAAGGUGCAUCUUCACCUUCAACUAAACCUAUCUGGAAUAGAGAAUUAUUGACUGCAAAAAAUCUUCCAUUCCAAAUCACAUAUCACCACCCUGAAUAUGGCGUUGUGAGCCACGAAAACGACCCAACAAUGGACCACCAAAAUUUGGUUUCUCACUCCUUCUUUUUUGGCCCCAAAGAGCUAAAAGCCAUCCGCCGGAAACUCCCGCCGGAGGCUCGCCGGAGCUCAAAGUUCGACGUGAUCACCGCCUGCAUUUGGAGGUCUCGAACCCGGGCCUUGAAGGUGAAACGUGACGAGCAAGUAAGCAUUGCAUGCAUGGUUAAUAUACGCAACAAAAGCCCCGUCCCGCUCCCGAACGGAUAUUACGGCAACGAAGCCAUCACGCCGGCGGCGGCGACGGACGCCGGAAGUUUAUGCGAAAAUCCGUUGGAGUAUGCGGUGGAGUUGGUGGAGAAAGCUAAGGAGAAAGUGGACGAGGAUUAUGUUAAAUCGGUGGUUAAUUUCAUGGAUUUGAAGGGGCGGCCGACGAUUUUGAGGUCGGAGAGAAACUAUGUUGUUUCGGAUUCGUCGAAGUUGGGGUUUGAUGGAGUGGAUUUUGGGUGGGGGAAGCCGGUGUACGGCGGCACCAUGGAGGGAGGAUCCGGGAAUAAUAGCAUUUAUGCUCCUUACCGGAAAACCGACGGAGAAGCCGGCGUUUUGGUGCCGGUUUUUCUGCCGCCGGCGGCGAUGAAGAGGUUUGAAGUGGAGCUUGAAAAGUUGAUAGCUAUGGAGAGUGGUGAAUUUUUAGAGCCAUCAAAACCAUUUAUUAAUUCUGCUCUCUAAACCAGCUUGAUUAGUGUGAGAAUCAACUUGAUUGGUGUCAGUUGGCGUGUCCUCUUUUCCACCUGCCCAAUGCAGACAUAAAUUAGGUGGCUUAAUCAGCUUGAUUGGUGUCAGUUGUCGUACCCUCUUUUCCUCUAACCCAAUGCAGACAUAAAUUAGGUGGCUUAACCAGCUUGAUGGUGUCAGUUGUCGUACCCUCUUUUCCUCUAACCCAAUGUAGACAUAAAUUAGGUGGCUUAACCAGCUUUAUGGUGUCAGUUGUCAUACCCUCUUUUCCUCUAACCCAAUGCAGACAUAAAUAUAAUUAGGUGGCUUAACCAGCUUGAUUGGUGUCAGUUGCCGCCAUACCCUCUUUUCCUCUAGCCCAAUGCAGACAUAAAUUAGGUGACUUAACCAGCUUGAUGGUGUCAGUUAUCGUACCCUCUUUUCCUCUAGCCCAAUGCAGACAUAAAUUAGGUGGCUUAACCAUCUUUAUUGAUAUGAGUGACUGUAUACUCUUCUCCAGCCCAAUGCAAACAUGAAUGGGGUGCCCUCCAAAAGCCACCUACUUUCCCUUUGCUUAUUUUGUUGUGUUUGGUAGAAACUACUGUAAACUUUAAUGAUAAUGUUGGAUCAAUUAAUGUAUGUACUAUAACUACCUACUUGCAUUCUCCUAACAAAAAGCAUUAACAUCGUGUCAUAAA
Molecule: messenger RNA, 2084 nt
Organism: Ipomoea triloba (trilobed morning glory)
Lineage: Eukaryota; Viridiplantae; Streptophyta; Magnoliopsida; Solanales; Convolvulaceae
Product: methanol O-anthraniloyltransferase-like
Exons: 2
Coding region: 34-1401 (455 amino acids)
Source: RefSeq, a predicted model, not a curated record